UGACGAGGGCACGAGAGAGACGGCUCGAAGAUAGAAAAGGAUGGCUAGCCAGUGAAUUAUACACGAAUGUGACCAUUUAUAGAUGGAAGAAGAGAUGAACAUUUCCUUCAAGUUGUCCAUCUCUCUGUCCAUUCUUAAAAAGGUGUAACAAUAUUGUGUGAGUGACAGGACACUGCAAUAUAGAGCAGGGAGACCACUGUUAGUUCAUAUGACCAGUCAGCUGGACAAAGGGCAGGGAGACCACCGGACAUAACACUGAAGUUAGUUUAAGUGACCAGUCAGCUGGACAAAAAAAAUCAUUUACGUAUAUGAAUGGGGGAGGAUGUAACUUACAGACACACAAGGACACACAGACAAUAAACCAUACAAGUAAUGAUGGAUGUGGGAAGGUAUUGAGUCAAAAAGGAAAUUUACAGGAUAAAGGAGGUUGCCUAUAUACAGGUGAUUAGUCAUUUUAGGCAUGACGUUCAAUCAGUCCAAAGACUUAAGAAUACACACAUGUGAUGAAGCCUCCACACAUGAUGAAACCUCCACACAUGAUGAAACCUCCACAUGUGAUGAAACCUCCACAUGUGAUGAAACCUCCACACAUGAUGAAACCUCCGCACGUGAUGAAACCUCCACAUGUGAUGAAACCUCCACACAUGAUGAAACCUCCACACAUGAUGAAACCUCCACAUGUGAUCUCUGUGGGAAGACAUUUAAUACAGGAGGACAUUUGGAAAGCCACAGAGAGACACAUUCAUGUGAAAAGCUUUAUCCAUGUGGUGUGUGCAAGAAGGUCUUUACUAAGGUGAAAUCUUUACAAACACAUGUGAGGAUACAUACAGGUGACAAACUGAAUCUGUGUCAUGUCUGUGGGAAGGCAUUUAUGCCAGGACGUGAUUUUCAGAGACACUUGAGGACACAUACGAGUGAUAAGCCUUAUAAAUGUGGUGUCUGUGCAAAGGCUUUUACCGAGAAACGACAUCUACAACAUCACUGGAGGAUACAUACAGGUGAUAAACCUUAUACAUGUGAUGUCUGUGGAAAAAUGUUUAGACGAACUAGUACUUUGCAUAGACAUGUGAGGAUUCACACAGGUUAUAAGCCGUAUAUAUGUAGUUUCUGUGGGAAAGCGUUUAGUGACAAAGUUCAUUUUCACAGACACUCGAGGACACAUACCGGUGAGAAACCUUAUAAGUGUGAUGUCUGUGUAAAGGCUUUUAAUGAGAGAGGACAAUUAAAGAGACAUGUGAGGAUACACACAGGUGAUAAACCUUAUAAAUGUGACGUCUGUGGCAAGGCAUUCACUCAAAGAAGUGAUUUACAGAGACACAUCAGAAUACACACAGGUGAUAAACCUUAUACAUGUCAUUUCUGUGGGAAGGCAUUCACUCAUUCUGGCCAUGUAAAGCAACACAUGGUGGUACACAGACGUGAAAAUCCAGGUGACAUCACCCAGCCAUGUAAAGGCACACAAGAGCAUAUAAAAGAUGACACACUUUGUCAAUAAAAACACAAUAUGUUUAUGAGGAGUAGCAUGCAAACAAAGUUUAAAAGAUAAACUACAUGAAUACAAUUAUUAUUUUUUUUUAAAAUGUGAUAUGUUGGCAAUCCUAUGUAUAUUUAGAAUGUAAAAUGAAAAAUUGGUAUUUGUAGUGUUGAACAGUUGACUAACAGACAUGUUUCAGUGGCAGUGACUCGAUGGUUAGAGCUUUUGCUCAGUGGGGUUGAGCUCUGUUCAUGCUUUGGAUGCAUCAAACUGUUGAAACUUAGAGGUAGCAGGGGAUAGUUUCAUGUUUAAAUGCCGGUCAACUUUCUUUUAAA
Ostrea edulis (European flat oyster) is the source of this 1809-nucleotide messenger RNA. Its product is annotated as zinc finger protein 239-like. The record is from RefSeq and is a predicted model, not a curated record. NCBI's taxonomy places the organism in Eukaryota, Metazoa, Mollusca, Bivalvia, Ostreida, Ostreidae. Bases 461 to 1495 code for a protein of 344 amino acids. Gene Ontology annotation, cellular component: nucleus. The transcript has 2 exons.